AUGAUCAAAGAAGAGGACUCUUUAAGAAAGGGGCAAAAUGUGGCUGUAUGGAAAACCCUACUGGCUGGCGCCGUAUCUGGGCUGCUAGCACGGAGCGUAACGGCCCCUAUGGAUACUAUCAAGAUCAGAUUGCAAUUGACCCCUGCAAAUGGACUGAAACCUUUGGGAAGCCAAGUGAUGCAGAUAAGCAAAAGCAUGAUAAAGAACGAAGGUAUCCGUGCCUUUUGGAAGGGCAAUAUACCAGGUUCUUUGCUGUAUGUCACUUAUGGAUCAACACAGUUUAGUUCAUACUCCCUUUUCAACAAGUAUUUAGCACCAUUCGGUUUAGAGGCGCGGUUACAUAGUCUUGUUGUCGGGGCGCUUUCCGGCGUGGCUAGUUCCAUUUUCUCCUACCCGUUCGAUGUGUUACGCACCCGAUUAGUCGCUAACAAUCAGAUGCACUCAAUGAGCAUUAUAAGAGAGGUGCAUGAUAUUUGGAAACUAGAAGGCCUCCCCGGAUUCUUUAAGGGCUCCAUCUCAUCGAUGGCAACCAUUACUCUGACCGCAUCUAUAGUAUUCGGAACAUACGAAACUAUCAGGAUAUAUUGCGACGAAAAAGAUAAAACCACGGCCGCGGGUAGAAAAUGGGAACUGACCACCUUAAACCACAGCGCGGGAACCAUUGGCGGAGUCAUUGCCAAAAUCACUACUUUCCCCCUCGAGACAAUUCGUAGACGAAUGCAAUUCAUGAACUCGAAGCAUUUGGAGAAGUUCUCAAAGCACUCGUCCAUAUACGGCACUUACAAGGGGUACGGUUUCGCAAGAAUUGGACUACAGAUUUUGAAGCAAGAAGGUCUAAGCUCGCUUUACAGAGGUAUUCUGGUGGCCCUUUCCAAAACCGUCCCAACCACUUUUGUGAGUUUCUGGGGUUAUGAAACGGCCAUCCACUAUCUGCGGCUGUUUUAA
Saccharomyces mikatae IFO 1815 is the source of this 945-nucleotide messenger RNA. It is a transcript of the gene TPC1, whose product is annotated as thiamine transporter TPC1. Gene Ontology annotation, molecular function: thiamine transmembrane transporter activity. Gene Ontology annotation, biological process: thiamine pyrophosphate transmembrane transport. Gene Ontology annotation, cellular component: mitochondrial inner membrane. The transcript has a single exon. Lineage: Eukaryota; Fungi; Ascomycota; Saccharomycetes; Saccharomycetales; Saccharomycetaceae. The record is from RefSeq and is a predicted model, not a curated record. Bases 1 to 945 code for a protein of 314 amino acids.